Messenger RNA from Odobenus rosmarus divergens (Pacific walrus), 549 nucleotides. RefSeq names its product family with sequence similarity 89, member A (gene FAM89A). The coding region runs from base 1 to 549 and encodes 182 amino acids. The record is from RefSeq and is a predicted model, not a curated record. The transcript has 2 exons. Lineage: Eukaryota; Metazoa; Chordata; Mammalia; Carnivora; Odobenidae.
AUGAGCGGGGCCGGAGCGGCGCCGGGGGUGGCGGACGCGGUCCGGGGGCUGCGGGUGGACGGGCUGCCCCCGCUGCCCAAGAGCCUGAGCGGGCUGCUGCACUCGGCGUCGGGCGGCGGCGCGUCGGGGGGCUGGCGGCACCUGGAGCGGCUGUACGCGCAGAAGUCGCGCAUCCAGGACGAGCUGAACCGCGGGGGCGCGAGUGGCGGCGGGGCCCGGGCCGCGGGGCUGCCCGCCAAGCCUCCCAACCUGGACGCCGCGCUGGCCCUGCUCCGCAAGGAGAUGGUUGGCCUCCGACAGCUGGACAUGUCCUUGCUCUGCCAACUUUACAGCCUCUACGAGUCCAUUCAGGAAUAUAAGGGAGCAUGCCAGGCGGCAUCCAGCCCGGACUGCACUUAUGCUCUGGAGAAUGGCUUCUUCGACGACGAGGAGGAAUAUUUCCAGGAGCACAGCGCCCUCCACGAUGGGGGGGAACGGGGCCCCCCAAGGGACCUGUCGCCGCCUGUCUCCUCGCUCUCCAGCAGCGACUGGAUUCUGGAGUCCAUCUAG